GCCCACCUUCACCUCCUCCUCCUUCGGUCCCCUCCUCCCUCGGCCAGAUGGUGCGGGCUUUUCUUUUGUUUACCCGCCGCUCCUGAGCACACCUCGCCGACCCUCGCGACCGGACUAUGGAGCCUGUCUGCGCAUCCUUUUCGGACACGGACAGGUGUCCGGGCUCAUAAGAUGUCAGGGAUUCGCACGGUGAUGAUGGAAGCUCUGGCAGAACCUCCUCAGAACUGAUGCCAUGGCUGCACUCAGGUGUGACAUUCAGAUCCACCGCUCCAAGUUUCCAACGCGCGUCUCACGACAGAACACGAUGACCGCCGCGGCCUCGCCGGCGCGCUCUGCACGCGCUGUGUGAACAUCAACACCGCCCGCUCUCUGGAACUCACGACAACGACGGCGGACUUCUUCGAGAAACUAUGUUCUGGCAAACGGAGACCUUAUCCAAGAGGCGUGCAGUCGGUGGGAGUGGCCUCAGCCUCUCCCAGCCCCUGGGCCCGGGCCCCGCCCCCCUUCCGGCGGGGGGGCGGGUCCGGGCGGUGGAGGUGGCCCGCGGCAGGGCGGGGUACGGGUUCACCCUGUCGGGCCAGGGCCCCUGCCUGCUCAGCUGCAUCCUGAAGGGCAGCCCGGCCGAGUACGUGGGCCUGCGGUCGGGCGACCACAUCCUGGACGUCAACGACAUCAACGUGUCCAAGGCGUCGCACGAGGACGUGGUGAAGCUGAUUGGCCGAUGCACCGGCGUCCUGAGGCUGGUGAUCGCGGAGGGCGAGCGCCACAGGCGGCACCACCACCACCACCACCACCAGCGCGCCGCGGCUAACCGCACCCCGCAGCUGCCCGCCGCGUACCUGGACUCGGGUUCGAGCGACGACGAGUACGACCGUCACCCCGGGGGCGGAGCUAAUAACAAUGGGAAGCCGGGGCCGGGGCCCCACGGCGGCGGCGGCGGCGGCGGCGGCGGCGGCUGGUACAAGCCCAAGAUGGACCCCAAGCAGCUGGGCAUCAACCGGGCGGAGCGGGUGGUGGCGGAGCUGCAGUCCGGGGGCAUCUUCAACAUGAUCUUCGAGAACUCCAGCCACUCGUCCAGCAGCUCGGACAAGGAGCGAGCAGCCGUGACCUCGCCGCCGACCGCCGCCGCCGCCGCCGCCGCCGCCGCGUCCAAGCCCCGCCGGCCCUCGGAGCCCGAGUACCCGUCGUACCGGAAGACCUCCCGUUCCCGUAGCAACCCCAACCUGCUGUCGGAAGAGGAGAUGGUGAGGUUCCUGAACGAGGACUCUGUGUUCCUGGACCCGGACUUCCACCACCUGAGUCUCCAGGACCGCGAGCAGCGCGACGUGGAGGUGGAGGAGGAGGAGGAGGAGGAGGAGGAGAGGGGGGCCGACCUGGGGCUGGAGGCCGGCGAGGACAUCCUCAACGUGGGCAUGAUGGUGGGCUACCUGGGCUCCAUCGAGCUGGCCUCCACCGGGGCCAGCCUGGAGAGCGACAGCGUCCAGGCCAUCCGAGGCAGCAUGAGGCGUCUGCGGGCCGAGCAGAAGAUCCACUCGCUGGUCCUGAUGAAGGUGAUGCACGACAGCGUGCGCCUGUGCAACGACCGGGGCCAGGUGCUCGCCACCUACCCCGCCGAGAAGCUGGCGUUCAGCGCCUGCUGUCCCGACGACCGCCGCUUCUUCGGGCUGGUCACCAUGCAGGCCACCGACGACGAGGCGGACCCCCGCUACGGCCACCAGGACGACGGGGGGCUGCGGACCUCCUGCCACGUGUUCAUCGUGGACCCCGACCUCUGCCACCACCAGGCCCACUCGGGGGUGGCCCGGAGGUUCGGCUUCGACUGCACCCCCGACCCGGACACGGGGGGCUGCCUGGAGUUCCCGCCCACCUCCCAGCCCCUGCUGCAGUUCGUGUCGGUGCUGUACCGGGACAUGGGCGAGAGCAUCGAGGGGGUGCGGGCGCGGGCCUUCCACGACCCCGACCACGACGCGCAGCAGAACCACAGCACCAGCAGCAACAGCGACAGCGGCAUCGGCAACUUCCUGGCCGAGGAGAAGAGCAACCGGGUGCUGCUGGUGGACCUGGGGGGCCCCGCCAGCCACCACUGGGACAGCCCGCCGCCACCGCCGCCCCCCCACCAGGCCGCCUGGAGCUCCGGCCAGGCCCACCCCCUACCCCCGCCCCCACCUCCGCCGCCGCCCCCGCCCGCCCUGAGGAACGGACACUACCGGCACCACGAGCCGCAGCACUUGGCCGACCUCCACCACCCUCUCCCCCGCGCGGCAACACACCCACACCACUAUCCCACAGCCAAGAGGGGCGGGGACAAGAGAGGGGGCGGGGCCGGGGGCGGGGCCGGGGGAGGGCUGGAGCAGCAGCAGCAGCGCUGGCUGCCAGUUCACGUGCUGCGGGACUGGAGGCAGCAGCACCUGCAGGCGGGCGCCGGCAGCGAUCAGGAGUCCUACGCCGAGUCCACGGACGGCUGGUCCUCGGCCAACUGCAGCACGCUGCCCCCCCCCAUGAGCAAGAUCCCCGCCGACCGCUACCGGGCCCCGCUGGCCCCCGGGGACCACCUGCCGCCGCCGCCGCCGCCGCCGCCGCCGCCGCCGCUGGCCCCCGCCGCCGGGAGCCAGCGGACCCCCCCCCAGGCCCCCAGCGCCCGCGCGGCCGCGCACAAGGAUGAGUGGGCCAGGAGGCUGUUUGGGGCCGGGGAGAGGGACCGGGAGAGAGACAAGGGGAGAGACAGGGAGAGGGAGAGGGAGAGGGACCGGGCCGGGGGAGGCAGGGAGAGGAAACGCGGGAGCGCCAAGACAGAGGAGAAAAAGGCGGGCCGGUUCCGGGGGCUGACCCGGGGGUUCCCCCCCCUCCCCCAGCGCUCUGGCGCCCGCCGCUCCUUCGGCCGCUCCAAGAGGCUCAGCCUGGCGCGCUCCCUGGACGACCUGGAGUCCGCCGCAGUCUCGGAUGGAGAGCUGAACAGCGUGGAGCUGCAGGGCUGCAGCAGUGACAACAGUCUGAACAGCAACGCCAGCCUGCCGUCGGUGCAGAGCCACCGCCGCCACAGCGAGCGCCGCGUGGCCAGCUGGGCCGCCUGCUUCGAGAGGCUGCUGCUGGACCCCGUGGGGGUCCGCUACUUCUCGGAGUUCCUGAAGAAGGAGUUCAGCGAGGAGAACAUCCUGUUCUGGCAGGCCUGCGAGUUCUUCAGCCACGUCCCCGAGAAUGACAAGAAGCAGCUGUCGCAGCGCGCCCGGGAGAUCUACAACAGCUUCCUGUCCAGCAAGGCCACGACGCCGGUCAACAUCGACAGCCAGGCCCAGCUGGCGGACGACAUCCUCAACGCACCGCGCCCAGACAUGUUCAAGGAGCAGCAGCUGCAGAUCUUCAACCUGAUGAAGUUCGACAGCUACACGCGUUUCCUCAAGUCCCUGGUCUACCAGGAGUGCAUGCUGGCUGAGGUGGAAGGCCGGCCCCUACCGGACCCCUGUCACAUCCCCAGCAGCCCCACCUCCAAGAACAGCACCACUGGCUCGGACCGCUCCAACCUCUCCACGCCCAAGAAGGACGACAAGAAGAGCAAGUCGGGGCGCUCGCUGAACGAGGAGUGCCGCGAUGACGCCGGCGACCGCAAGAAGGGCAUGUUCUUCUCCUGGUCCCGGAACCGCAGCUUCGGGAAGGGCCCCAAGAAACGGGACCUGGCUGACCUCAACUACAGUCAGUAGAGCCCCUGUUCCUAACCUUAAACUCCCUCCUUCUCCUCAACUACAGUCAGUAGAGCCCCUGUUCCUAACCUUAAACUCCCUCCUU
Messenger RNA from Gadus macrocephalus (Pacific cod), 3780 nucleotides. Its product is annotated as regulator of G-protein signaling 12-like. Gene Ontology annotation, molecular function: GTPase activator activity; protein binding. The coding region runs from base 411 to 3695 and encodes 1094 amino acids. NCBI's taxonomy places the organism in Eukaryota, Metazoa, Chordata, Actinopteri, Gadiformes, Gadidae. The record is from RefSeq and is a predicted model, not a curated record. The transcript has 11 exons.